UAGAUAUCAAAAGAGCAACGAAAUAUCUCUAGGAGAAUACUUGGACUAUUAAAAUAGACAUGCAUUUACGGAUAUUGUCACUGAAGAACAGUCGGUAUUAAAAUAACUACUAAAGUAUAUCAAAUCUGUACUAACCCCCCUAUCCAUGGUUUGAAGCCACCCUUCCACCUUCCACAUGUAUUCCUACUUAUUACUGUUCCAAAGGGAAAGAAGUCUGGCGCUCGACACAUGCGUGUAAUCUCCGUUUAUAUUUAAAACUUUAGUCUGCAUUUGCUGACGACAAAUUGGAUGUACUAUAGCGUUUUGAUACAACUUGGUCGGAUUCAUUGUUUUUAAAAGGGAAUUAGGAUUUGUUUUUCACAUGAAAGUGUGUGGCCCCGCACUGUGUUCUGGUGCCUCCCAUGUCCUGGCCUGCUAAGCCUCGCGUCUCCUCACUGGGCCUGGGCAAUAGCUGAACCAGGGCUGCUGCUGGUACUACUGCUGCUGGUACUGGUACCGUUACUUGUACCGGUGGUGGAGGGUGUCCCAACCCGGGGGCCUGGAGGAGCCCUGUCGACCUCCCAGCCACACGAAGAUGAACAAGCUGACCGGCUUCCACAAUAACAAAGCUAUGCAGGACCGCCGCUGUGUCUGUGUCUUUCUUCCCAGCGACGACACGCUUAACGUCAUCGUCAAUGUGAAGACUUUGUGCCAGGAGCUGCUCAUCCAGGUGUGUGACCUGCUCCGACUGAAGGACUGUCACCUGUUUGGACUCAGUGUCAUUCAGAACAAUGAGCAUAUCUACAUGGAGCUGGGCCAGAAGCUGUCCAAGUACUGUCCCAAGGAGUGGAAGAGAGAGGCCAGCAAGGGCAUCGACCAGUUUGGGCCUCCCAUGAUUAUCCACUUCAGGGCUCAGUAUUACGUUGAGAAUGGGAGAUUAAUAAGUGACCGCUCGGCCAGGUACUACUACUACUGGCACCUGAGGAAACAGGUGUUGCUGUCUCAGUGUAUCCAGAGAGAGGAGGCUUACUUUCUGCUGGCAGCCUUCGCCCUCCAAGCCGAUAUGGGCAACUUCAAACGCAACAAGCACUUUGGGAAGUACUUUGAACCUGAGGCCUACUUCCCCCCAUGGGUGAUAGCCAAGCGAGGCCGGGACUACAUCCUGAGACACAUCCCCAACAUGCACAAAGACCAGUUUGCCCUCACCGCCUCCGAGGCUUAUCUCAAAUACAUCAAGGAGUGUUCCCUUCUGGAUGAUGUCACAGUCCACUACUACAGACUCUAUAAGGACAAAAAGGAAGUGGAGGCUUCUCUUACCUUAGGACUGACCCUGCGUGGAAUCCAAAUAUUCCAGAACAUGGGGACAGCGAGACAGCUCCUGUAUGAUUUUCCCUGGAGCAACGUGGGCAAACUGGUAUUUGUGGGGAAGAAGUUUGAGAUCCUGCCUGAUGGUCUUCCGUCGGCCCGUAAGCUGAUCUACUACACCGGUUGUCCCCUGCGUUCCCGCCACCUCCUGCAGCUGCUCAGUAACAGCCAUCGCCUCUACAUGAACCUGCAGCCUGUCCUCAAACAGGUCCGCAGGCUGGAGGAAAACGAAGAGAAGAAGCAGUACCGUGAGUCGUACAUCAGCGAUGCGUUGGAGCUGGAUAUGGACGGGCUGGACAAGCGUUCCCGGGCCAGCGGUAGCAGUGCCGGCAGCACUGUGUCUCACCUCAAACACCUGUCUCGCCACUCUACCGCCAGCCACGGUAGCUCACACACCUCGGGCAUCGAGACAGACAGUUUCCGGGCCCCCGGAGGGGCCCCACACCGAGCCCUGAGGACGUGCAGCUCCUCAACGACUAGCCAUGGGAGCUCACACACCUCGGGGGUGGAGAGUGGGGGCAAGGAGCGCAUGUUGGACGAUGAUGAGAUUGAGAUGUUAGUGGACGACCCUAAAGACUAUGAGGAGCUCCAUGAGCUGGCCCUAGAGUUGAACCAGGACCUGUGCAUCCACAUCACUGAGGACAUGCUGACCAUGACCCCUGACCAGACAAAUGGAUAUUCAGGGCUCAUAGUGAAGGACGUCAGCUCAUCCACCUCCAGUUCCUCUGAGACCGUGGUCAAGAUGAGAGGUCAGAGCAUUGUGUCUCUCCCUCAGACCUCCAUGUGCAGGAAGCCUCAGACGUCAACUGACCGCCACAGCCAAUCCCUAGAUGACGUACGUCUCUACCAGAAGGGAUGUCUCCAUUGGGCGGAGCUAUGCCAGGACACCGCCCACAGCUACACCUUCGGCUGCGCCCAGGAGCUGAGCGACAGCAGCGGUUACCAGGGCAACCUGGCCGAGCAGUGCGCUGGUAUUCGCGGUGACCAGCUUGACUGUUUCCCCAUCAAGAGGACCAGCAAGUACUUUUCCCUGGACCUGACCAGCGAAGAGGUCCCAGAGUUUGUGGUGUGAUGGCCGAACAGGGGGAGACGGGGAUGAAGAGGAAUGGAUGAGGCAGAAAGGGUGACCUCAAGACCCCUGCUCCCCUGCCUCCACAUCUCAGAUUUGGAGGUGCCUCAGGAAACUGAAUGGGACAAAAGAAGAGGGUUGGAGGUUUGGAGAGGUGAUACUUGGUUGUCUAUCUGUUGCCCUAACCUAUCAGUCAUAACCUGUGUCAGCCAUAACCUGUCAGCCAUAACCUGUCAGCCAUAACCUGUCAGCCAUAACCUGUCAGCCAUAAACUGUCAGCACCAGACUUGGGAAGAGUCAGAUGGACUGUAAAAGCCCUACAUCCACCAGACUGACAUCACCAGUCAACAUAACCAUGUAACCACCUGAGACGACAUACGUAACACACUACAGAGACAAAUAACUGACAGUGAAAGCCCUUUGAGCAAUUUUUUUUGCCAAAACGGCAAUAAAUAAAAAAGGAUCAACCUUUGCUGGGUUUCAAGAAAACCUAUCUGCGCCUUAAUUGGACCGAUGCUGGUUGGGAAUGGAGUGUAAAAGGAAAAGUAAGGGAAUGUCGAAAUAUCUCACCAUCACUUUUUUAUUCAAACAAACUCUGACUGUCUGCGUUUCCAAAGCAUGUACUCUCUCUCUCCAGAUGUUUUCUGGAUCUGAUUAUUGUGCUUGCGAAGAGAAAUAAUACUUCAGUUCUGAUGUUAACACACUUGCGUGUGCCUACUUCGACUUUACUAAUGAAGUGCAAACAAACACACACACAGCCGACAUAUCAAAAUAUUCUGCCAUGGAGAGUAGAUCCCACUCUUCUUUCCCUACAGAAAGAAGGGAACUCUCAUUGAUAGUCAAGCUAGAUGUGCUAUGAACCAAAGACAAGUUACACUAAACACGAACAGAAAAGCCACUUGGCUCCAAGUCCUCAUGUCCACAUUAUUACUAUUUUAGUGUUUAACCAACCAACCAACCAAUGAAAUGAUGCAGCCUCCUGAAUCCAUGACAGGAUAUGACAUCACCAUGAGCGGGUUCUGUAUCGUUUCAGAAUCUAGAGGUUGAUCCAGAGGAGGGGAUUUGGAUUGGUCUCAGAAUAUUUCAGAACAAGGAACGCUAAUGAUGUCCUUGUUCUCGUGUGUCUCCCUUCCAUCCCUCUGUCUCUAGUAUGAAGUAUGUAUGAUGUGACAUAAUCUGGGAGCCCAGAACCAAAUCCAGCGUGCGCUAGUCUGUCACAAGGGAUUAGGAGUGACGCGCCGCCGCUCCUCUCUUUUACAAGGAAGUGCAAUGUGUCAACAGUUCCCCUGUAGAGUUGUGUCCUAGUGUAGCGACUAGACUGAUAUUAUGAACAUACCCAAUGUGUCUUCAUCACCUAUGCAGGCCCUGAACCACAACCAUGCCUUGACAAUCAAAUCACAGCUUCUCGCUAAGCAACGCAACACGCCCACAUGAGUCACAGAGAUCAGUUUUAAUGUCACUUUUAAGCUCUUCAUCUGUAACUUUAUUCUUGGUCAGAAGUACAUUGGUAUUUAAAGGCCCAGUGCAGUCAAAAAAUUAGAUGUUUCUGUGUUUUUCUAUACAUUGCCACACUAUGAUGAUGGAACAAUACUGUGAAAAUUAUGAUAAUGCCCUUUUAGUGUAAGCUGUUUGAAAAGAAUGCCUGAUAUUUCAGCCUGUUUUGGUGGGAUGGAGUUUUAGCCUGCCUGGUGACAUCACCAGGCGGUAAAUUAGUUAAUAGACCAAUAAGAAAGAGAUCCAAACCUCUGCCAAUAACAGUUAGUUUUCCCCUCCCCGCUCAGAACACUCCCACAGUCCUAGCAAAGUUAUUGUUCUUCGCUAAGAAGCUAUUUUUGUUUCUUUUUCACCAUUUGAACUGAAAACAGUAAGCUACUUAACUGUUACCCAGAAAUGAUUUGAUAUUGAGAUAAAAAAAAAUGGCUGCAUUGGACCUUUAAUCAUUGACUUGAGAGUUUAAACAUCGUUAUUCAAACAGUUUUAGCAGAUUAACCAAUAAUCAUUGAAGGGGAUUACCCUAAUGUCAUCUACCAUCCCUAGCCUAGCUUUAUGUUAAACGUGUCAGAGUUAUUUAAAUCGGUGGUAGUUAGGUUCCUGUCAUGUGAAAUGUAGCCCAGAUGACUUCAUGGGCUGGUUCAAGACUUCCCCGACUACAUCAUUGGCUGUGCCAGGUCAGAUGCUUGGAGCAGGAUGAGUUUCUACAUGCCCUCACCUGUCUGUCUGUGUACAGAGCUGAGGAAUGCGCUUAGAUGUAAUCUACACAUACACACAAACACACACACACACAAAAUGGAACUGGGUUGGCUUUAGGCCAGCUAUGAAACUGACAUUUUGACUUAGUUCUUUCUAUAUGUUGGUAGUUUUUUUCUUUUUUACUCGGCUGUCUUUGUUAGUCCUUUAAAACUGUCUUUUGUUUGUUUUGUCUCGAUAAUUAUUUUAAAUUGGAACUUGUUACUUUUGCUUGUUUUCAUUUCAUAAUUUUAGCUGAUUGGAAGUAGAAAGUGUCAUAUUUUUUUGUAUGGAGUGUUUUUAGAACAGUGAGAUUUGUUGUAUAUGUUGAAAAGGUAUUCUUUGUGUGCAGUUGGUGUGUGUCAGUAUUAUACGCAAAGUACACUCACAGGAGAGUUUAUUAGGUACACCCAUCUAACACCGGGUCAGACCCCCCUUUGCCUCCAGAACAGCCCAAAUACUUUGGGUGUAGGAAACAUUCCACAGAGAUGUUGGGCCUCGCAAUGGCAUCACGCCGUUGCUGUAGAUUGGAUGGUGGUGCAUUUUAUGCUGCAAACAGCCUGUUCCAACUCAUCCGUGACAAGGAUCGACGGGGUGUGCAUUCCGAGAUGCCGGUCUGCACACCACUGCUGUGCCAUUAUUUAUCUGUUUGUGGCCCGCCUGUUAGUUUGCACGAUUCUUGCCAUUCUCCUUUGACCUCCGUCAUCAACAAGCUGUUUUCGCCCACGGGACUUCCGCUGACUGGCUGUAAACCUUAGACGCUGUGAUGUACCUAAUAAACUGUCCGGGUAGUGUAAUGUGACAGUGUUUCAACCCUGUGACACCAAAUUCACUGGGCCCCUUUUUACCCAGGAAUAGUCGUAAUUUCAAUUUACAGUACCUGAAGAACGUUGAUACCUAAUAAUUUUUUCCUUUGCUCAGUUAAUUGGCCAAGAGCCAAGGUGUGAAACCCAACACUAUACAAAUAUAAAGUUAGAUUUCUUAUACAUUACUUCCAGUUAAGGUGUGGAAACAGACAAGACUGCCAUCUCUUGCCUCUUUUAUUCGCUAUCGUCAUAGAGAUUUCUCCGAACCGUACCUACGCAAUGUAAAUUGGAACUAGUGUUUGUCUUCCAAAUUUGUCUUGCAUUCAGAAUUUUUGCAUUUCUACCCCAGUCAGUAAACCUUAUUGAGAAGACCGUUUCAGUGACCUCCUCAUUUUAUGUGUAGUAAUAGUACAUUAGGCAUGUACAGUUGUAUUCCAAACCUCAUUCACAUGGUCUAAUAUCUCUAGAGUAACGAACAAAACAAAUUACUACUUCAUUAUGUAUUUGGAAUUCAAAACUACUGUGUGCCUCAGUUAAGCAAUAAUUUGUUAGUGUGGAUCAACAUUCUAGCUGAGCUUUUCCGUUGCUGCUCCAGAGAGCUUUAUUCUAGAACAUUCUAGAGCCCUCUAAAAGAACCUUCUAGAACCUUUAGAAUGUUUCAGAAGCAUCUCUGCUCUGGUACAAUGGAGAGACCUGACAUUUUCACUUCUCUUCACAGCUGGUCUCAUCAGCUGGACACGUUGGCCUAGAAUACUGAGCAAAGCAUCUUGGCCUAGAAACACAGAUCAGGCCAAGGCAGCAAGAAACAAUUGUUGGAAAGAAAUGUGUAAUAAUUAAUACACUUAUGAAUUUGAUAUCGUCGUGUGAUUUCAAAGCAAAAAUUAAUGCUGUAACAGUUUAUUUCCAACAAGAUGUUACUUGUUAUUUCUACUCAUUAAUAAUGGGUAUCUGAGAAACAGAUCGAUAUGUUGAAAUGAAUCUUUUUCUGGUAGAUUAUUGUUGAUAUAUUAACCCAGUGUGUGUCCAGGUACAUAGCCAUAAAAACAGAACCACAUCCUGAAAACUUUUGCAUUCGGAUAAACUCUCCACUUUGGUGACUUAGGCUACAGUGCAUAUCAUAAGUAUUCAGCCCCCAUGGAUUUCUUCACAAUUUAUUGUUGUCAAUGAUCUACACAAAAUACUCAUGUACAUUUCAAUUAACGGAAAAUGGGACACACAUAUACGCUGAGUGUACAAAACAGAGUGCCUUCCUAAUAUUGAGUUUCACCCAAUUUUUUCCCCUUCAGAACAGCCUCAAUUUGUUAUGCAUGGACUCUACAAGGUGUCAAAAGCGUUCCAAAAGGAUGUUGGCCCAUGUUGACUCCAAUGCUUCCCAUAGUGCUGUCAAGUUGGCUGGAUGUCCUUUGGGUGGUGGACCAUUCUUGAUACACGUGGGAAACUGUUGUGUGAAACUCAGCAGCGUUGCAGUUCAUGAUGACACACUCAAACCAGUGCGCCUGGCACCUACUGCCAUACCCCCUUCAAAGGUUCUUUUGUCUUUCCCAUUCACCCUCUGAAUUGCACACGUUCACAAUCCAUGACUCAAUUGUCUCCAAUUAUUCUUUAACUUGUCUCCUCCCCUUCAUCUACACUGAUUGAGGUGCAUUUACCAGGCAACAUCAAUAAGGGAUCAUAGCUUUCAACUGGUCAGUCUAUGUCAUGAUUAGAUAAAUAUGUAACCCCCCUGACUCAAUAUAUGUUAGAAACACCUAUGGCAGCGAUUGCAGCUGUGAGACUUUCUGGGUAAAUCUCUUAGACCUUUGCACACCUGGAUUGUGCAAUAUUUUCCCAGUAUUCUUUCAUACUUCUUCAAGCUCUGUCAAGUUGGUUGUUGAUCAUUGCUAGACAGCCAUUUUCAAGUCUUGCCAUUAGCUUUUCAAGCAGGUUUAAGUCAAAACUGUAACUAGGCCACUCAGGAACAACUCCUUGGUAAGUAACUGCAGUGUAGAUUUGGCCUUGUGUUUUAGGUUACUGUCCUGCUGAAAGAUGAAUUUGUCUCCCAGUGUCUGGUGGAAAGAAGACUGAACCAGGUUCUCCUCUAGGAUUUUGCCUGUGGUUAGCUCCAUUCUGUUUAUUUUUAUCCUGGAAAAACUCCCUAAUCCUUGCCGAUGACAAGUAUACCCAUAACAUGAUGCAGCCACCACCAUGCUUGAAAAUAUGGAGCAUAGUACUCGGCCAUGUGUUGCGUUGAAUUUCCCCCAAACAUAAAACUUAUUCAGGACAAAAAGUUCAUUCCUUUGUCACAUUUUUUGCAGUAUGAAUUGUUUAGAGCAUUUUCACUCUGUCAUUUAGGGUAGUAUUGUGGAGUAACUACAAUGUUGUUGGUCUAGCUUCAGUUUUCUCCCAUCACAGCCUUUAAACGUUGUUACUUUUUUUAAAUGGCCUCAUGGUGAAAUCCCUGAGCAGUUUCCUUCCUCUGCUGGCAACUCCGUUAGGAAGGACACCUGUGUCUUGGGUGUAUUGACACCCCAUCGAAAGCUUAAUUAAUAACUUUACCAUGCUCAAAGGGAUAUUCUGUGUCUGCUUUUACCCAUCUACCAAUCUGUGUCAUUCUUUGUGAGUCAUUGGAAAAGCCCCAUUGUCUUUGUGUUUGAAUCUGUGCUUGAAAUACACUACUCGACCGAGAGACCUUGUGCGUGUGGGGUAGUGAUAAAAAUGUACCAACAAAUCAGAAUUAUAUCCAGUUCAAUCCCACUUUGUUAACUCAACGAAAUGUGAAAAAAUCCAGGGGGGGGGGUGAAUGCUUAUGAUAUGCACUGUAUAUACACGGCCAUACUGACACUGAGGAAGUGUCUGUAUAUCUGCACUAAGUAUCCAUAGUCCUUUCUGUGAAAGGAUCUCCCUUCUGGAAAAACAUUUUUUGGGGUCAAACCCUGUAGUAGUGAAAAUGUUUUGUUAAAUAUGAAGUCUGGUGCGUGCCACCUUGGUAAUAAUACCCAUAACAAUAUUCAAUAAAAAGGUACAUUUAUUUGCCAAAAUCGA
Messenger RNA from Salvelinus fontinalis (brook trout), 8466 nucleotides. Its product is annotated as FERM domain-containing protein 6-like. NCBI's taxonomy places the organism in Eukaryota, Metazoa, Chordata, Actinopteri, Salmoniformes, Salmonidae. Gene Ontology annotation, cellular component: cytoplasmic side of apical plasma membrane; cytoskeleton. Gene Ontology annotation, biological process: positive regulation of hippo signaling. The coding region runs from base 575 to 2416 and encodes 613 amino acids. The record is from RefSeq and is a predicted model, not a curated record. The transcript is spliced from 14 exons.